AUGAAUGGCGACAAGCGAAAACCUCCUGAAAAGGAAUGUUACAUUCCGACCCAAGACAUCUCUUGUGUGCUCUGUCAAGAGAAGACCGAAGACUCAAAUCACCUUUUCUUCUCCUGUCAAAAAGCAACAGAAGUCUGGUACGAUCUCCUUUCGUGGAUUGGGAAAUCUGCUGCUUUACAUUCAAGCGCGAGCAACCACCUGAUGGGUUUCUCUAAUAUUGGACACAAGAAGGAUAUUCUUUUUCUGACUGGACUUUGGAUCUGCACUGUAUGGUGCAUCUGGAAAAAAAGGAACGAUAUUCGGUUCAAGCAAGGUAAGUGGAGCAGGGAUGGAGUGACAGCCGAGAUCAAGUCACAUGUUUGGAGUUGGUUGCAGGUGUUCUCCAAGUAUGGGAGCUCAGCUGAUUUUUCUUUCAGAGAUUGGUUCAAUGUUGUUCCUCUUGCAAAUUGA
Molecule: messenger RNA, 450 nt
Organism: Salvia miltiorrhiza (redroot sage)
Lineage: Eukaryota; Viridiplantae; Streptophyta; Magnoliopsida; Lamiales; Lamiaceae
Exons: 1
Coding region: 1-450 (149 amino acids)
Source: RefSeq, a predicted model, not a curated record